Adineta ricciae is the source of this 682-nucleotide messenger RNA. The record is from the annotation of a GenBank genome assembly. NCBI's taxonomy places the organism in Eukaryota, Metazoa, Rotifera, Eurotatoria, Adinetida, Adinetidae.
AUGAAGUAUGAAUCGAAGGAAGAUAUCCAUGAUUUCAAAGUAGCACUUAGCGAUCAUUUUAUUGUCGGCGCUUCGAAUCUUCGAAAAACUUAUAUCUUCUAUACAAUAUCGAAAACAACUCGUAACUCUUCAUGCAUCGUUCAUAAUCCACACAUUGAUCUAAAUAUCUAUGGUCUGCAAAUCUUAAAAAUGAAGAAAAAGAAUGUCGUCUCUUUUGUUCAACUGGCCGAAAAUAAAAAGACGAAAUCUGCUGUUCUCUCUCGUAUCUCCAUGAAUUUGACAGCAUGUGACAGCGUCCGACAAUCGCAGCCUGUCUUUCAUCAUACGACGGUUUGGAAAGAUGAUCAUCAAGAGCAUAUGUUUCUCAAAGUUGAUCCACAAGAAAAAUACGCGUAUAUAUUUGCCGAUUCGUUUAUACUAUCAUACGAUUUGUUUACCGAUCGAAUCAAUCAAAUCAACAGAACUAAUUGGAUUAUUUUCGGUAACGACUACGGAUCGUUUACUCCCUAUGCAUUCGAUCUAAAGAACGAUUGGGCUGCGGUAGCCGGAUUUCAUACAACUCAAAAUAAUUCUCGAAGUAAACAGUGUCUCUAUCUAUUCGAACUGCAGCCAUUACGUGUCAUUAAUGUCAGUUCUAUCGGUACGAAUGACAUUCAAGGGCCGGAAAGAAUUAGAUACAAUC